This is a messenger RNA of Juglans microcarpa x Juglans regia, 1393 nucleotides long. RefSeq names its product L10-interacting MYB domain-containing protein-like. The record is from RefSeq and is a predicted model, not a curated record. The transcript is spliced from 4 exons. The coding region runs from base 337 to 1281 and encodes 314 amino acids. Lineage: Eukaryota; Viridiplantae; Streptophyta; Magnoliopsida; Fagales; Juglandaceae.
ACAGAGAAGUGAAAUGACUAGAUUAGGUAUGGUAUCACCCUCUUUUCCUUUCAUUUUGAGCGAAUCUACAUUCGUCAACCGCUACCCCAAAAAAAUUAUAAAAUUAUAUAUGGAACAAUUUUAUUUUAUUUUACCUUUCUUACUUUCUGUUUGGACGAGGAGUUUUAUUAGGCUCUCUCGCCGUCGCAAUUUUCCGAACCUAAUUCUGAUCAGGGUUUGAAUAAUAUUUAAUCCGUGGCUCUGUUUGGUUUUCCGAAGCAGAAUCAGUCGAAAAAGGGAGGAAACUUUUUAUGAGGGAAAGCUGUUCCUUUUCCUCAAAAUAUCCUGAAAACCAAAAUGGACCGUGAAGUUGGUCAUAAUCCAAAGCAGGAACGUUCAAGGACAAGGUGGACUGCAUCCCUUGAUAAGAUAUUUGCAGACUUGGUUGUGAGGCAGAUUCAACUGGGGAACAGACCAAACAAUGUUUUUGACAAGAAAACGUGGAAUAUCAUUCGUGAGGAUUUUAAUGAGCAAACAGACCUCAAUUUCAAUAACAAUCAAUUGAGGAAGCACCUGGAUGUUCUGCGGACACGCUUCUAUAAUCUGAAGUCAGUUUUAUAUCAAAAUAAUGACUUUGCUUUGGACGAUUCUUGUUGCAUUGGUUUUGAUCUGUGGGAAAACAUCGGGGCACAGACUAGGCCUGAAAUGAUCAGAGUCAAGGACUGUCCCAUAUAUGAGCAGCUAUGUGCAAUCUUCACAGAUUCAGCAGCUGAAGGGAAAUAUGCACAAUCCAGUCACUAUGAAGAGUUGGAAAAGUCUGCUGGAAUGGAUUCUGCGGGACUUAUUUCAUGUCAAGAUGGUGGAAUCCCAUGUUCUAUGAAUCCAUCGUCAUCAUUAAUACGUGUGCAAGGAAACAUGUCUUCGGCAGAAAAGGUAAUCAAGAAUAUUGCACAGAGAAAAAGGAAAGGUCCAUCUGAGGCACAUUCUCCUUUGGGUCAAGAGAUCUAUGAUACUAUGGCAGAAGCCUUGUCAGAAAUGGUUGCUUCUUUGAAGUCAAGGGCAGUUGCAAAUACAUCCAGUGACGAUCGAUUUAGUAUAACUAAUUGCAUUAGGGCACUGGAUGAGAUACAGGACAUUGAGGAGCGGCUCUAUUUUGCUGCGUUGGACCUCUUUGAGGACCCCAGUUUAAGGGAGACAUUCAUAUCUCUGAAAGGUGAAAAGAUCCGGCUGGCAUGGUUGCAGGGCAAGCGUGGUAAAGCAACAGUUAGUUUGCAUGACUUUUGGCUAAGUGGGGAAAUGUAAAUGUCGCCUUCACUAAUAUGGUAUAUACUCUAGCGAACUAGGUUGUUCAUAUAAUUUCUUCCAUUUUUUGGGUUGAAAUAGUUCUUUUUUUAAUACUAUUCUCACAUUUUCU